UUGUAUCAAGGAUUUGAAUCACACCCAUCUUUGAAAAGUAUUGAUCACUUGUAUUUGUGACUUUUUGAUAUUGGUUACGUAAUAACCGCUCUUAAAAUAUUCGUAACCCCUAAACUACUAAACGGAAUUUCGCUAGAUUCAAUCCAACCUUGCAGUGAUUGGCUAAUAAGGAACCAAUAAUUGUGAGGAGAAUAGGAGCUUGGCGAUUUCUACGAAGUAAUAGUCAAUUAUCUUUGUGACUGCCGUUCAACUUAUUUUGUUAACAUUCUAAAACCAAUUUUGAAGGUUUGCACCAUCUUCUACUGAGCAUCCAUGGAUCACAUUUCAUUAAAAUCAAAUAACUUCAGCUCCAGUCUGAUAAAUUCAUUAGAUCACUUUAAGGAUGUUGAUAGUUUUGUUGACGUCACUCUUGUUUGUGAGGGACACAAUGUAAAAGCUCACAAAAUCAUAUUGUCAGCGGGGAGCAAUUUACUACGUCGUUUAUUGCUUGCAAAUCCAGCAAAACAUCCAAUUAUUAUUUUGACUGAAACUAAGUAUGACACUUUAAGAAUAAUUAUUGACUUUUUGUACAAAGGAAGAAUUGAUGUUCCGAGAAAUGAUUUAAAAAAACUAUUGCAGAUUGCUAUCACCUUUGAAAUGAAUGAAUUAAAAAAAUUGUGUGAAGAAAAUCUGAACAGUAAAAAAGUUGACAAUGAAUUAAACUUGCAUCCUUGCUUAAAAUCUCCUGAUUUAAGUGGAUCUUCACCUAAGAAAAAACGUCAGCGAAGACUGUCGACUGACUCUGAUAUUUUAAUUAAUGAAAUCGUUCCAAAGAAAGAAAACACUUAUUCAUCUUGCAGAUUUGAACAAUCUGAAAUAUCUGUAUUGACUGAAACUUUAUCUGAAGCUACACAAACAGAAUUUGAUCCUCAAAUAACAGAUGCACGAAGUGUGAGUAAAUCUUCCAUAGAAUCAUCAAUUGAAAGCGACUUAAAUGGUACAUAUGUUCAAACACCUCAGCAGAAAGAUGCAUCUACAGAAUGUGGUAUUCAACCUCUUAAGGAAUUAAAGUGCAAUUUUGUACCAAUAAAGUCAUCAAGAGUAACAGUAAAACCUGUAUAUAAUGAAAAAUCAGAUGAUUCUGAGUCAGAUACCCAAAAUAAAUCGGUUCAAAAGAACAGGAAACGUUCACCGAUUUGGCAACAUUUUACUGCAAUAACUUCCACUUAUGCUGCCUGUAACAUCUGUCAAGGAAAAUUAUCCUAUAGAACAACUGUCACAAAUUUAACAAAACACUUACUUAAAAAGCAUAGACAAUUUGAUCCAAAAAAUCCUCCAAAACUUCUAGAAGUACCGUUGCUAAAAGCUCAACGUGAACAACUGGAGGCAUUUGAAGAAAUAGACUUUAAUUUUACUGAAGACGAAACUGGUAUUGAAGAUGCUGAGCAUCUGCAAUAUGAAGUAACAGAUGAAAGUAUUCCAUCAACUUCAACACCAUGCAUUUUGAAAAUUACUUGAUAAUUUUUUAUUUCACCAAGGAACAUUGAUUUUGAUUGUUUACAUGUGCAGUCUCUUAAAUUUUGUUGAACAUUCUUUAUCAUCUGAUUUAUUUUGCUGUUCUUUUUUUUCUUAUGAGAUACCAUAUGAGAUAUCUUUUAUACCAAACAUUUUUUUCAAAAAUUGGAAUUUUAUCUUUUCCAUUUCUAUGGAAGUAUUCCAAGAUGGUGAUCAUUUUCAGCAUAAUUAAACUGAUGAAGGUAUUUUAUCAACUUCAACUCCAUUCGUUUUGAAAAUUACUUGAUGAUUUUAAUUUUAUAUCCUCCAAAAAAAAAAGCUUCAAUUUUGAUUACCUUUAUUUAAAAUCUUUUUAAUAUUAUAGCAAAAUUCCUUAUGAUUCUUUUAUCUAUUUGUGUAACUGUGCAUGCAUGUCAUGUGUACUAUCAAUUUUUACUCUUACUUUAGUUUUUUUCCCCUUUCCUAAUGUAUAUAAUUUUUAAACAUUGAUAAUUUUUGUUUGUAAUCAAUUUGCAUUAAAUGAUAAGAAUGCAGAACUGCUGUUCAUGCCAAAAGAAUUAUAUACCUCAUUAAGCAUAUAUGUUAAAAUUUGGGUAUAUUUUCUCAAUUGCUACUUUCAGCUAAUCAGAUAAUAUUGGUGUUGAACUGUAAGCAUUAUUUUCUAUAUGUUCUUAAUGCAUAUAGCUGAGAUUUUUGCUUUUUUAAUAAUUAGUUUUGAAUAGUUUGUUAGUAAAUAAAAAUAAUAAUUACAUUUUUAACUUGAUGUUGGUAGCUUUUAAAAAAUUGUAACUGAAACAAUUACCAACUUUUAUUAAAAUUUAAAAUUGAAAGUUCCUAAACUUUAUUUCUUGCUAUCUACUCUUAUUUUUAAAAAUUUGUGUGAAUACAAUUGAAUUGUAAAGUCAAAAUAUAUACAUUUGUAAGAACACUGUUCCCAUACUUAUCUAUAAAAAUAUUUUGCUGUAAUAUUUUUUCAAUUAAUUUUUAUUUAUUAUUAACUAUUCUAUAUUUUUAAAAAAUUGUUUUGAAAUUUUAAACUUCCAGAGAAAAAUUUUGUUUGAUAGAAAACAUUUUAAAUGGGAUUUUUUUACAUCCCAGAAAUGAUAUUUUGGACAGCACCCCAUUUUUUUACAAAUUGAAAAGAACAAAUUUUGUUAUUGUGCACGUUACUCAAUAGUAAUUGGUCCAGAGUUAAAAAGAAGUAAUACUUUAUCACUAUAUGCAGGGAGUCAGGUAAGUACUUUGUACCUAAUUUCUACUGCAUUCUGAUUCCUUGCAAUUUUUUGAACAUUCAAAAUUUUUUAAAGAAUUGCAGUUUAAAAGUGUAAACUUAAGAUGAAUUUAAAUAAUACUUCAAAAAUUAAAUAAAUUAGUAAAUUGUAUUAAUACACUGAAAUAGUUAAUGAUGCUUCAUAGUCCUUCUGUAUGAGCUGGUCAUGUUUCCAGUUAAGUGUAUAGAGAUUAAUACAACAACAUAGUGCUCCCUUUUUGCUUGAAACAGUGUUCACUAGCAUACCAUCAAAAUAGAUAUUUAUUUGAAUUUUGAAACUUUGAUGCAAGAUAUUAAUGGUUUGGAUUUUAGUUAUUUGAGGUUAGUUUACUUUUUUUUGAUACCACUUUUUUUUUUUCAUUAACUAUAUGUAAUUUUUUAUGUGAAAAAUAUCAUUUAAUAAAAAAUAUUAAUUAAUUUUCUUUAUUGCUUAGCUUGUUUUUCAGACCAAAUUGAACAAAAAAAAAAAAAAAAAAAAAUCCUGGGCUUUUUGUCAUUAAUUUUGAUUUCUUUUGUUGAUGGGGGGAGAGAUUCCAAAUAACUGUUUUCUGAAAUGUGGACAAGUCUCAUUAAUUGAAACAAUAUCCAAGUAUAUUUUUAAAUUGUUAUUGCUUUAUAAAUGUUAUAAAAAAAACCAUGCAUGUUUAUUUAAUUUUUUUCUACAAUUUUACAAUACUAUAAUUUUUAAUACCAUAUAUUCUUUUUCAAACAAGAAUUGUUUUUUAGCUUUAAUCUAGAUACUUCUAUUUUUAACAUCAAAUAAAAAAAAUUCUUCAAAAAUUCAGAGUUCUUAUAAUUUAUUUGUUCAUUACUAAUUCUAUACCAUAAAAUAAUAAACUACUUAAAUAAAUGUAGAAGCAUGUAAAAAAAGUAAUAAUUAGGAAAUAAAAUUCCAAUUUAUUUUAUGAAUUUGUUUUCUUUUUGAAGAGCAAUUCAGACUCCUCUUCCCAGACAAGAUUUUGGCCUGUGGAAUUCUAUGGCUUUUUGUUAUGCAUUACAGAAUAUUUCUAUGAAUUAUUUUACUUUGCAUUAAUUUUUACUGUCAGAUAUUCCUCUUUCAUUGUUGGAAAAUGCAAAAUAAUUAUUGAAAUUCAACAAAGAAAUCUUUAUUUCCAAAAUUUUAAAGAAGCUCUCAAUUUGUAUUCCAUGGUGUGCAAAAGCUUCUAAUAUUGCAAUAUAUGUUUAGAAAAAUGAAAGCUACAUUGUUCACUAUUUCUGGUACAUUUAUGCUUUAAAUAUGAGAAAUUUUAAGAAGAAUAAAAAAUGAAAUAAAAAGCAAAGCAUGAUAUUUGAUAAAGUAAAGAUCAUAUGAUUUUGAUAGCAUUAAAUUACUGGCUUUAAUAAUUUUGAUUCCUUCCUUUAAGUAAUAGCUAUUGUAUUUACUUUUAGUUUUGUCAUCAGUUAAUCUGUUUCACUUUUUUAUCUUCUAAUAAUAAAAAGUUUUUCAGACUUCUAAUUUGUACUGAUAUGCAGUAAU
Argiope bruennichi is the source of this 4241-nucleotide messenger RNA. Its product is annotated as protein abrupt-like. The record is from RefSeq and is a predicted model, not a curated record. Gene Ontology annotation, biological process: regulation of transcription by RNA polymerase II. NCBI's taxonomy places the organism in Eukaryota, Metazoa, Arthropoda, Arachnida, Araneae, Araneidae. Gene Ontology annotation, cellular component: nucleus. Bases 313 to 1497 code for a protein of 394 amino acids. The transcript has 6 exons. Gene Ontology annotation, molecular function: DNA binding; protein binding.